GAAAAUCCUUUCACUCAUUUGACAUCUGCAUUUUUAUGUGUUUAUUUUAAGAAAUUUACAAAAUUAUUUAAGUUAAUUAUUAAAAAAUCAUCAACCAUGGACGAAGAUAAGAAACAGGCAAGCCAUCCGUCCACAAGUAAAAUCGAGGAUCGAAGCAACAACUCCCGGCAGGACGUGCGGGAAGAGGAACAAGACGUGCAAUCAAAUUCAUUCGUAUCAGAAUCAAGUGUGUUCACCGACAACAGUUAUAUAACGACCGCCAACGAGGCUCAGGAGAUAUCAAAAAUUAACAGGAUAAUGAAAGAAAUUUCCGAUCAGAAGAAAGGUAAGACACAUCGCGUCGGCAAGGUGCAAAGGCGGCGAGCUAGACCUAGAGCUAGCCAAGGUUUAAGAAGACCUGUAAAAUAUGAGCCUAGAAGUCGAAACACCAGAAGAACUCGUGACUUCUCCGUGUCUACGUUAUUCCGCGGAAUGCAAACCCGCUGUCAGUACUGCGGGCACCGAUGUCGCAGAAGAUUUAAUGGUAAACGAAGACGUAAGAAUAUUUGGAGACGAAGACCGCGGAAACUUGAAAAAGUUAAAAUUAUUAAAAGAAGACGACGUACUUUGCAAAGGCAUAAAUUAAAUUCAGUGUGCAUCCAGGCAGGCUCCACCAGCAAGAUGCUGUCUUCUCUAUUUAUGAAUACAAAUAACCAAUUAAUGGACAAUGAGAAUGAUAGAGAAGAUUAUAAUGAGAUAUCACCGGAAAUGAUUUGCGAAGCAUUAGAAAGACUUGGUAGAUGGAAGCAAGCUGUCCACACUAAAUCCAUAUUGAAAUACGUGCGGAUGAAUUAUCCAGUCACUCCUAACAUCACUUUAUUAGAAAGGGACUUGAGAGAAAAGCUUUAUAUCGCCACGGUCUCCGGCAUAGUAACAGACUUGAAGAACGACAACUGGGAGCUGACGACGUCAUUACAAGAGCAGAGAUUAACAGACACACACGUUACUCUCUUCUGGAAGAUCUAUGCAGACACCAUGACACCAGUUACUCUCAAGAAGAAUGUUCCAGAACCAGACAAAAAUUCGGAAUAUGCAGAGAUUGACAUACGUUAAAAUACAAGUUGAUUUAAAUUAGAGUAGAAUUCCAUUGCGGUGAUUUGUUUUGUUAUAAAUGAAAUAUGUGUAGCCUUUUUUUAUUUCACUGCAGUAAAAUUCUACGGUUAGAUAUUGAGUUCA
Molecule: messenger RNA, 1215 nt
Organism: Papilio xuthus (Asian swallowtail)
Lineage: Eukaryota; Metazoa; Arthropoda; Insecta; Lepidoptera; Papilionidae
Exons: 7
Coding region: 97-1092 (331 amino acids)
Source: RefSeq, a predicted model, not a curated record